Gordionus sp. m RMFG-2023 is the source of this 800-nucleotide messenger RNA. Its product is annotated as ribosomal RNA-processing protein 8-like. Gene Ontology annotation, molecular function: methyltransferase activity. Bases 76 to 741 code for a protein of 221 amino acids. Gene Ontology annotation, cellular component: rDNA heterochromatin; chromatin silencing complex; nucleolus. Lineage: Eukaryota; Metazoa; Nematomorpha; Gordioida; Chordodea; Parachordodidae. The transcript is spliced from 5 exons. Gene Ontology annotation, biological process: regulation of transcription by glucose; rDNA heterochromatin formation; cellular response to glucose starvation. The record is from RefSeq and is a predicted model, not a curated record.
AAUCAAGAAAUUAGAAAGAAAAAAAAAUUGAAAAAAAAUAUUUUAAAAUAUAAAAAUGUUAUACUCAAUAAUGAUAUGGAACGGAGAUCCAACAAUUUAAGAGAAAGGAUGCUUUCGCUUAUUCAGGGUGCCAAAUUUCGUUUGAUGAAUGAAAAAAUGUGCAAAUUGCCCAUCAAAAAUAUAAAAAAAAAUUUUGAAAAUAAUCCAACAGAUUUUAUUGAAUACCAUGAUUCAUAUAAAUCGUUGCAAACAAAUUGGCCUGAAAAACCUAUAGAUAAAUUAAUUGAAAGUUUGAAAACAAGAUCUAAAUUUAAAAUAAUUGCUGAUAUGGGUUGUGGAAAUGCACAAUUAGCUCAAUCUCUUCCUAAUAAGGUGCAUUCAUUUGAUUUAGUAUCCCAUAAUGUGAAUGUUAUAGCCUGCAAUAUGUCAAAAGUGCCUUUAUCAGCUGAAGCUAUUGAUAUUGUUGUUUUUUGCCUCUCUUUAAUGGGUACAAAUAUAUCUCCUUUUAUAAUAGAAGCCAAUAGAAUCCUAAAAAUAAAGGGAUUAUUAAUAAUAUCAGAACUAUGCAAUCGUUUUUUCAAUCUACGUAAAUUUUUAUCCACCAUGCAACAGUUAGGAUUUCAAAUUAUAAAACAAGACAAAUCUAAUGACUGUUUCUGGACAUUCGAAUUCAAAAAAAUUGGUAAUCCUAAGCCAUACACUACGUUGAAAUUGAAGCCUUUUUUAUACAAAAAACGAUAAUUCGUUCUGAAAUUGAUUUAUUUUUGUUGUAUUAACUUCUUUAUCAUAUCGAUUGUUAU